AAGAGCUUCCUCCGUCCCUCGCCUCGACAUGGCGGGAAAAUGUCCGUACUCUCCUCGUCUCGCCGCCCCCAAAAUAAAAGCCCUAGAACCCGCGCUUGUCUCCCCGAGCUGAAACCUCCACCAUCUUCACCUCCCUCUCCUUCUUCUUCUCUCCGAUCCCUUUCCGGGUUGCCGUGCCGUCUCUCGUUUCCGACCUCCGCCAAAUUCUCUCGCGGAACGGCAACUUGACCUAGUGGAAAUGGCCGGUGCGUUCGAGGAAGAAGCUGAGCAGACCAUCACGAUCCAGGAGUACCUCAAGGACGUCGAGGAUCAGGAAUUGGAGAUUAAAGUAGUUCUGGGCGAGCGGCCGAAGCCCCAAAUGGGCAUAAUAUGUAUUGGCUCCAAAGUGGAAGCGGAUUUGGUAUUGGGUGGUGAUGAGGGUAAGGAUUGUACAUAUUCCCAAGGUUAUUUGAAGAGGCAGGCCAUUUUCUCAUGUUUGACGUGCACGCCGGAUGGAAAUGCUGGAGUUUGCACAGCUUGCAGCUUGUCCUGUCAUGAUGGGCAUGAGAUUCUGGAGCUCUGGACCAAAAGAAAUUUUCGGUGUGAUUGUGGAAAUUCGAAGUUUGGAGAGUUUUUCUGCAAGCUUUUUGCAGACAAGGAUGUGGAAAAUGUCAAGAAUUCAUAUAAUCACAACUUUAAGGGUUCAUAUUGCACGUGUGGUCGGCCCUAUCCUGAUCCUGAUGUUGAAGAUCAAGUUGAGAUGAUACAGUGCUGUGUAUGCGAGGACUGGUUUCAUGAGGAGCAUAUUGGUCUAGAAUCAUCUCAUGAGAUUCCUCGUGAUGAAGAGGGAGAACCUUUAUAUGAGGAUUUCAUAUGCCAAUCAUGCUCAGCUAAUUGUUCUUUUCUGAAAAGAUAUCCUCAAGCUAUAAUGGCCGCAAGGAGGCAUUGUGAUGCUAUACCAAAUGCUAGCAAGGAUAAAGAUGUUUUGACGCAAACACCUGCAGCUUCUGGGUCAGAGAAAGUUGAGAACGACAGUUCUUGUAAAACUGAUUUCAUGACAAAUUCUCAAAGCAUCCCUAAUGAAAAUAAACCGAGCAGUGGCGAAAGUUCUGCAAAUGUUAUGUGCUCCAAUCAUUCUAAGGAGGAUGUUCAACAUGGUUGUUGUCUCUUUGGCUCUGAAGUGGAUCUUCAAUCCUCCGUUGGAGACUAUAAACCACUAUUUCUCUCCAAAAGUUGGAGGGAUGUCCUCUGUAAGUGUCAAAGGUGCAUGGAUAUGUACAAUCAGAAGAAUACCAGUUUUCUGCUUGACAAGGAGGACUCAAUCAUGGAGUAUGAGAAAAUGGCUAAGCAGAAGAGGGAAGAAAAGAUGCAGCAGCUGGAAGGUGUAGAACAGAAUUUAUUAAAUAGGUUAGGUCAUGUGCAGAAGAUGGAGAUCUUGACUGGCAUUGCAGAUAUGAAGGAUGAGAUGCGUAAUUUCCUGGAGUCCUAUGAUCCAUCGAAGCCAAUCACCUCUGAUGAUAUCCACCAGGUUUUUGAGAAUCUUGCCAAGAAACGCAGGCGUGUGGAGUGAGCUCUUGCUGGGUCUUCUUUGGCUGUUGCAGAGCAGGUAGUGCCAUGACUGUUAAAUUAUCCCUCAUGGUCCGUUCUAAAUUUUGACCAGUUUAAAACAUCUAUGCAGCAAGAACAUAUAGUCUACGUCAAGUAAGAAUGUUUCAUGUGUGGAAUGAAGACUUUUGGUUCUGUAGGAAAUCACUUUGCUUGACUUAAGGUUUACUUGACCAUUUUCACUUCAA
Molecule: messenger RNA, 1772 nt
Organism: Syzygium oleosum
Lineage: Eukaryota; Viridiplantae; Streptophyta; Magnoliopsida; Myrtales; Myrtaceae
Exons: 7
Coding region: 239-1549 (436 amino acids)
Cellular component (GO): cytoplasm
Molecular function (GO): zinc ion binding; ubiquitin protein ligase activity
Source: RefSeq, a predicted model, not a curated record